Molecule: messenger RNA, 1861 nt
Organism: Zea mays
Lineage: Eukaryota; Viridiplantae; Streptophyta; Magnoliopsida; Poales; Poaceae
Exons: 3
Coding region: 441-1580 (379 amino acids)
Source: RefSeq, a predicted model, not a curated record
ACAACUCCGUGAUUCUGGACGGCCAUGUGAGAGCACGCGGGCGUACCAAGCACGCCGUCCCCAGUCACCACCCGGCCGAGGAGAGGAGGUCGAACGGCCAUUCCUUACCCACACCGCGCUUCAGGUGUCAGGAGUCAGGACCCGCCGGUGAUGCGCUGCUAACCACCUCGUUCGUGGAAGCGCCCGCGGAUCCGGCGCACGUUUCGCUCUGUCGGCCUGACGAGGACGCGCCUCGGCCAGGCCAACAUCGCUGCCAUGAUUGGGUGUUCCAACGACGAGACAGAGUUCUCUACGCCACACGUCCCCCUAUAAGUGCAAGCUUGAAAAUAGCUAUCGACACGAACUCAGUGUGCUCAUAGGUUCCUGACGUACGUAUCUCAGUUGCGUUCGAGCGUUGUGGACUUGUGGUGGUUUCCUUCCUGCGCCGGAGAAGGUAGACGAUGGGAAGGGGAAGCGAUGCAGUGCCGGACGCCCGUCGAGCUGCGCUGCUCUUGAUCGUCUGCUUGGCGGCUCGAGCGGCUUCUGCGAUCCAGGAUGGCCUGUUGCCGAACGGCAACUUCGAGGAGGCGCCGCCCAAGUCGCAGCUCAACGGCACGAGGGUGAUGGGGCGCAACGCGAUACCGCACUGGGAGAUCUCCGGGUACGUGGAGUACAUCGGGUCGGGCCAGAAGCAGGGCGACAUGCUGCUGCCGGUGCCGGAGGGCGCGUACGCCGUGCGGCUGGGGAACGAGGCAUCCAUCCAGCAGCGCCUCGCCGUGACGCCGGGCGCGCGCUACUCCAUCACCUUCAGCGCGGCGCGCACCUGCGCCCAGGCCGAGCAGCUCAACGUGACGGUCGCCCCCGAGUCGGACGUACUCCCGAUCCAGACGGUCUACACCAGCAGCGGGUGGGACUCCUACUCCUGGGCCUUCCAGGCCGCGGGCAGCGUCGUGACCCUGAUCGUCCACAACCCCGGCGUCGCCGAGGACGCAGCCUGCGGCCCCCUCAUCGAUCUGUUUGCCAUUAAGACCAUGCCGACUCCUCGGAGCAGCAAGAAUAAUAUGCUGAAGAACGGGGACUUCGAGGACGGUCCGUACAUCUUCCCCAACACGCAGUGGGGGGUGCUGGUGCCGCCGAUGGACGAGGACGACUACUCCCCGCUGGCCCCGUGGAUGGUCCUGUCGUCCACCAAGUCGGUGAAGUACGUGGACGCGCCGCACCACGCCGUGCCGCACGGCGCCCGCGCCGUGGAGCUGGUGUCCGGCAUGGAGACAGCGCUGGUGCAGAACGUGGCCACCGUUCCCGGACAGCUCUACAGGCUCCAGUUCUCGGCCGGGGACGCCGGCAACGGCUGCGUGGGCUCCAUGACCGUCCAGGCGUACGCCGCGCGGGGCAGCGUGAAGGUGCCGUACCAGUCCCAGGGCAAGGGCGGCCACACGCGCGGCGUGCUGGACUUCGCGGCGGUCGCGGACCAGACCAGGGUGGUGUUCGUCAGCAUGGGCUACAUCAUGAAGCCCGACGGCACGCUCUGCGGACCCGUCGUCGACGACGUCUCGCUUGUCUCCACGCGGAACCAUCCUGCUCGCCGCUUGCUUCUGUGAUGCUACCGACAAGAUUCGUUCAUGGGUUAAUGUGAAUGGCUGUGAGUGUGCUCGAACUCGAAUGCUCGGGCUUCAUUUAACCAGAUCUGGGUAGAUUCCACGGCCAUCACAUGUAUUUGCAUCGCUGUUUUGUCUUUCUUGGCCAAAUGUACUUGCUUCGUUGUAGUUGUAUAGACUAUGUAUGCUUCGACGGGUGUCCAUCAGACCGUGUUUACUGGUACAUUGGUGUUUGAUUGCCUUCGUCCGUAAUCGAUCACACUUCGUGUGUUUGGUUGCACGUC